AUGAAAUACAAAUAUAAUCCAUCGUUAAGAGAACUGCGUUUUAGUUUCAAUCAUCGAUUAAGGCAAUAUCUUCUGGAAAAUACUUUGGAUGGCGUUCAAUAUUUCGUGGAUCCUACGAGACCUAAAUGGGAAAGAGUAGUAUGGUUUCUAUUAACAUUGGCAUCAGUAGCGGCGAUUGUAGCUAUAAUCAUCAUUAUUUUGGACAAGUUUCAAACAGAACCAACCAUAACUGGAUUGGACAUAAUGACAGACCACAUUAACAUUGAAUUCCCUCAAAUCUUUGUUUGUUUUGACUGGAACCAUAUGAAUUAUUCGUAUAUACCUCAGAAUGAAAUGUAUAUGUACGAAGCAUUGUACAAUUGGAAUUUCGAAAAACAUGUUGAUUUAAAAUCGUUUCAUCUUAUUUACAAAAAUAAAAACAAUUUUCGUAAGAUUUUUGAAGCAAUGAGUCCAGAUUGUGAUUCCUUAAUUAGUGACUGUGAAUACAGGGGAAUAGGCACAUCAUGUGAUAAAGUAUUUACAAAAGUAACUACUUCUGUAGGUACAUGUUGUAAAUCUAAAAAUUUGGAACCACUUAAAAUUAUGGAUAUUUCGUGGAGUUUUGAAUUCAGAACUCCUAGUGCAACUUUUCCUUUGAGAUUUUAUUUUACACAAAAUGAUUCGAGCCCAUUUCCGAGUGAAAGGCCAGUAGUAAAAGUUCAUUUUCCCGUAAAUGUUGAAUUUAUCGUUGAUAUAACAUAUACAACUCCUGACAUUCGUUAUUUAUCUCUCCGACAACGAAAAUGUUAUUAUAAACAAGAGGAUGUAAACUUUAAUGAUUGCGAAAUCAACUGUUUUAUCGACAAAUUAUAUAAACAUUGUAAAUGUUUACCAUGGUUUUUAUCAUUUGUCGAUAAAACAGAAUGUUCAAUUUCAAAAUAUUUCUGCUUAAAAAAUAUUAAUAUUGAUGCAGCUCAAUGUAAUUGUUGGAUCUCGUGUGAUCAUGUAUCGUAUAGUGUAAGAGAGAUACAAAAGUCACCAAGAAGCGUAAAUCGAAUUGUAUUAAGAAAUUGGCCUACAGCUCUUUACAAAAGGGAAAUGCGAUUCGGUUAUUUAGAUCUACUUGUAUCAUUCGGAGGUAUUGCAGGUCUUUUUUUGGGAUAUUCUUUAUUAACCUCUAUUGAAUUUGGAUAUUAUUUUACGCUUAGAACUUACUGUGGUGCUGUGGUUCAAUUAUCUCGAAAACAGUAUAAUAUUGUGACUGUUCACGUAGUAGAGAAACUUCCAAAGAAAGUAGAUAUUAAUCCCAAAUAUUAUCAAUAUGUUGACUAA
This is a messenger RNA of Eufriesea mexicana, 1311 nucleotides long. RefSeq names its product sodium channel protein Nach. Gene Ontology annotation, biological process: sodium ion transmembrane transport. The coding region runs from base 1 to 1311 and encodes 436 amino acids. The record is from RefSeq and is a predicted model, not a curated record. NCBI's taxonomy places the organism in Eukaryota, Metazoa, Arthropoda, Insecta, Hymenoptera, Apidae. The transcript is spliced from 5 exons. Gene Ontology annotation, cellular component: plasma membrane. Gene Ontology annotation, molecular function: ligand-gated sodium channel activity.